Molecule: messenger RNA, 1666 nt
Organism: Bufo gargarizans (Asiatic toad)
Lineage: Eukaryota; Metazoa; Chordata; Amphibia; Anura; Bufonidae
Product: integrin alpha-L-like
Exons: 11
Biological process (GO): cell adhesion mediated by integrin; cell-cell adhesion; cell-matrix adhesion
Cellular component (GO): external side of plasma membrane; integrin complex
Molecular function (GO): integrin binding
Source: RefSeq, a predicted model, not a curated record
UUACUCCCAGCUAGUGGUGCAGGACGGCGCCUCCUUCUCCAGCUUCCUUAGUCUGCACAAUAUGUCUCUGAAGGCUCGUCAUACCAGGUUCAGCGUCGACCUUCCCAAUGGGUUGCGCUUCCACAAGGCCAAUGUGAUAGAGGCUUCUCACUGGAUCUCCCUGGUGUGUGAAGACUUCACGGAGCAGGUACUCACCUGUAAUGUCACUCACCCGUCUCUGAGGCGAGGAGUCUGGGCCGUUAUCCAGAUCACAUUCAGCAUCGUCUCCAACGUCUCCUGGGCCGAACACAUCCGCCUGGCUGUCAACGUGACAAGCGAUGGAAAUGAAAACAGCAGCGUCACAGAAGAGGAAGUGCCCGUCCUGUAUCCAAUCCACAUCAUCUGCCGCAGUCUGGAAGAUUCCACCAAACACAUGGCGUUCAUCAACCUGGAGACAAGUGCAGCCGCCUCCCACCGAUAUCAGAUCCAGAACUUGAGGGUCAGUGCGGUCGCUAUAAAUGUCAGUGUUUCCAUGUGGACGGAGAAUGUGAACUGGGACUUUGUCAUCUUAUCCUCUCAGAACUCCAAUGUCACCUGCCCUGAACUCCAUGAGUCUUCUGCUAAUCAGACCCACAGUGAAAAGACAGAAACCAUUGCCAACCAGACAUGGUCUUGUAUUCUGGACGCUUCUGGUGAAAUCAGUAUAAACAUCACCGGACUUCUGAAGCCAUGGAAGGUGGCGGGCUCGGUGAAUGUGCGCAGUGCAGUGACCAUCCAGUACAAUCCGCUCCGUUAUCACAGCGACACGGGGAGCAUGCACCACACUGCACAGGUGGUGACAGAAGUAGAGAUCCUGGAGCACCCAGAUUACACAAAAUACUUGGUUGGGGGUGCGGUCGGAGGGUUAAUAAUGAUGGCGCUCAUCUCCUUCCUGCUCUAUAAGGUGCGGAGGUCACACGUAGUCCAUAUAGGGGUCGUGUAUAACAAUCACGAGUAUCAAAGAAGUAAAGAUUGUUCUAGAAUGUUCCAGGGGGCGGUCUACGGUGUAAUGAAUCAGAGCGGUGCUGUCUACGGUGUAAUGAAUCAGAGCGGUGCGGUCUACGGUGUAAUGAAUCAGAGCGGUGCGGUCUACGGUGUAAUGAAUCAGAGCGGUGCGGUCUACGGUGUAAUGAAUCAGAGCGGUGCGGUCUACGGUGUAAUGAAUCAGAGCGGUGCGGUCUACGGUGUAAUGAAUCAAAGUGGUGUGGUCUGUGGAUCUGUGGAGUAUUAUAUGAGGGUGGUGCGGUCUGUGGAGUAUUAUAUGAGGGUGGUGCGGUCUGUGGAGUAUUAUAUGAGGGUGGUGCGGUCUGUGGAGUAUUAUAUGAGGGUGGUGCGGUCUGUGGUGUAUUAUAUGAGGGUGGUGCGGUCUGUGGUGUAUUAUAUGAGGGUGGUGCGGUCUGUGGAGUAUUAUAUGAGGGUGGUGCCGUCUGUGGAGUAUUAUAUGAGGGUGGUGCGGUCUGUGGAGUAUUAUAUGAGGGUGGUGCGGUCUGUGGAGUAUUAUAUGAGGGUGGUGCAGUCUGUGGAGUAUUAUAUGAGGGUGGUGCAGUCUGUGGAGUAUUAUAUGAGGGUGGUGCAGUCUGUGGAGUAUUAUAUGAGGGUGGUGCAGUCUGUGGAGUAUUAUAUGAGGGUGGUGCGGUCUACGGUGUAA